Messenger RNA from Micropterus dolomieu (smallmouth bass), 2103 nucleotides. Its product is annotated as protocadherin gamma-A11-like. NCBI's taxonomy places the organism in Eukaryota, Metazoa, Chordata, Actinopteri, Centrarchiformes, Centrarchidae. The transcript has a single exon. The record is from RefSeq and is a predicted model, not a curated record. Gene Ontology annotation, cellular component: plasma membrane. Gene Ontology annotation, biological process: homophilic cell-cell adhesion. Gene Ontology annotation, molecular function: calcium ion binding. The annotation marks the transcript as partial.
UAGACGUACAUUCAGUUUAGUUUUUCAGAAUAAGUGUCGUACUUGGAUCGUUGCAGAGCAUAUCUCCGUGAUUUCCUUUUGCCAUGACGUGUGGAAUACGAGCCUCUACUCGGUGCGUAAAAUGGCGCAUUUGUUGCGGACAGAUUUGGCAUCUUCUGUUCUUCCUUUUUUAUUUCAACCAAUUGGUCAGCGGACAUAUCCGAUAUUCAAUCCCAGAGGAGAUGAAGAAAGGCUCCCUAAUCGGUAAUGUAGCACAGGAUCUUGGUUUGGAUCUAAAAAGGCUCCAUUCUGGUCGGGCCCGUAUCGUGACCGGAGAGAGCAUCCAGUACACCGAGCUGAAGACAGACAAAGGGAUUCUAGUCGUGAAAGAGAGAAUGGACCGGGAGCAGCUUUGCGGAGACGUAACACCAUGCAGUUUCAGCUUUGAAGUGAUUUUAGAGAACCCUAUGGAGCUUCAUCAAAUCACUGUUGAAAUAAUAGACAUAAAUGAUCAUUCGCCCUCUUUUAAAAGAGAUAAAAUCAAUUUUGAAAUCAGUGAAACAGCUAAUACUGGGGCUCGUUUUUCAUUGGCCAGUGCAGAAGACCCCGAUGUGGGAAUCAACGGACUCCGAGAAUAUUUUCUGACCGAGAAUGACAAUUUUGUUCUGAAACAAAACUCUAAUGCAGAUGGAAAGAAAUAUGCAGAGAUGGUGUUACAGAAGCCAUUAGACAGAGAGACGAAUCCUAAUCUGUCUCUAAAGCUAAUAGCUGUAGACGGUGGAACUCCACAAAGAUCUGGUACAGUAAAUAUAGAUAUCACUGUUCUUGAUAUCAAUGAUAAUGCGCCUGUAUUUAAUCAAUCUGUGUACAAAGCCACAGUAAUGGAAAACGCUCCCAGAGAUACAUAUGUGACCACAGUUAACGCUAGUGACGCAGAUUCCGGGACAAACAGUAUUGUAACAUAUUAUUUUUCAGAUCUUAACAGUGGUCUCGGUGAUUUGUUCAUGAUCGAUGAAAAAACUGGCAUCAUUUUCAUAUCAGGUUCUCUUGAUUAUGAAAAAGAUAGAAAGUACGAACUCAGAAUCGAUGCAAAAGAUCAAGGAGGUUUGACAGAUUCAAGCAAAGUGAUAAUUGAAGUGAUUGAUAUAAAUGACAACUCUCCUGUCAUAAGUGUUAUGUCAUUCACAAGUCCUGUUUCAGAGGACUCUCCUCCUGGCACAACUAUUGGCAUUAUAAAUGUAAAAGACCUCGAUUCAGGUGAUAACGGGCAAGUAAAUUGUAGAAUCGAACAAAAUGCACCGUUCAAGAUUAAAUCCAAUUUAAGAAAUUACUAUACUUUAGUAACAGAUACUUUAUUAGAUCGAGAAAGUGUUUCAGAGUAUAACAUCACUGUAGUUGUGACAGAUGCAGGAAUUCCCCCUCUCUCAACAAAAAGAAAAUUUCAUUUAAAGGUAUCUGAUGUGAAUGAUAAUGCUCCAGUAUUUUCAGAAGGUGUUUACAAUGCGUUUAUCACAGAGAACAACGCUCCAGGUAUUUCUGUUCUCACGGUCAGGGCUAAAGAUCCCGAUGAAAACCAAAAUGCCCGUAUAUCUUAUAUUCUGGAAAAUACUAAUAUCGGUGGAUCUCCAGUUUCUGAAUAUGUUUCUAUAAACUCAGAAAGUGGAGUGAUCCAUGCAGUGCGGUCAUUUGAUUAUGAGCAAAUCAAACAGCUGGCUUUUGUCGUCAAAGCGCAGGAUGGAGGCUCCCCUCCACUCAGUAGCAAUGUGACUGUGAAAAUAAUGAUCCAGGACCAGAACGACAACCCCCCUCAGGUUCUGUACCCAGUCCAGACUGGUGGCUCUCUGGUGGCUGAAAUGGUGCCUCGUUCAGCAGAUGUGGGCUAUCUGGUCACUAAAGUGGUGGCUGUUGAUGUGGACUCUGGACAGAAUGCCUGGCUCUCCUAUAAACUGCAGAAAGCCACAGACAGGGCGCUGUUUGAAGUGGGCUUACAGAAUGGAGAAAUAAGAACUAUCCGCCAAGUGACUGAUAAAGAUGCUGUGAAACAAAGACUGACUGUUAUAGUGGAGGACAACGGGCAGCCCUCUCGUUCAGCUACAGUCAUUGUUAACGUGGCGGUGGCGGACA